ACAGUGCAUUCUGGGUCCAACCCAAGAUGGCUGCGCCCUUGCAGAAGUGCUGAAGAAGUGCCUCUCCGGAGAAACUGUCGGGAUUACGUGGGAUUUCCGCGAGCACCGUCGCGCCAAAUCAGCUCCGAGGGUCGCUGGCUCGUAGAAGGAGACCGCAGGAGCCCAGUCGUCGAUAAGAACGGCCGGGGCUUCGCGUGGCUGUGGCAGACUGUCCGUGUGAAGAUGGGCCUCGUCUCCAGGUCCUUCCCAUAGCGAAGAGCCGUGGGGAGAGGAGCCGCGGAUUCCCCUGCAAACACGCACCCGUCCAGCUCGGCUUUGACGGGUUUGACAUACUGUACCGGCUGUGGACGCUGCCCUACAACUUUCUCACCAGGAUUGUUUGUGCCACAGUGUCCGUCAUCGUCCGCAGGCGCAGAGCUUCCUCAGCCCGGGUAGAUAACCCCACAUCACCGAGAGCCCUGAUGAAAAUGGACUCAGACCUGCUUCAUUCCCCAGCCGUGGGCCUCGCUGAGGAAGAGGAGGCCGACAUGAAUGACUGGAAGCUUCCCUUGGCCUUCAUGAAGAAACGCCACUCGGAGAAGAUCGAGGGCUCCAAGGCGUUAGCGCAGAGCUGGAGGAUGAAGGACAGGAUGAAGACGGUCAGUGUAGCGCUGGUGUUGUGUCUCAAUGUUGGAGUGGACCCCCCCGAUGUGGUCAAGACCUCACCCUGCGCCAGACUGGAGUGCUGGAUAGAUCCUCUGUCGAUGAGUCCACAGAAAGCUCUGGAGACCAUCGGAGCCAACCUGCAGAAGCAAUAUGAAAACUGGCAACCCAGGGCACGUUACAAACAGAGUCUGGACCCCACAGUGGAUGAGGUGAAGAAGCUUUGCACGUCACUGAGGCGUAACGCCAAGGAGGAGCGAGUCCUCUUCCACUACAACGGUCACGGGGUGCCACGACCUACAGUCAACGGGGAGAUCUGGGUCUUUAAUAAGAACUACACCCAGUACAUCCCACUGUCCAUCUACGACCUGCAGACGUGGAUGGGGAGCCCGUCCAUUUUCGUCUACGAUUGCUCCAAUGCUGGAAUCAUCGUCAAGUCGUUUAAACAGUUUGCCCUGCAGAGAGAGCAGGAACUGGAGGUGGCAGCCAUCAACCCCAGCCACCCACUCGCCCAGAUGCCGCUGCCCCCCUCUAUGAAGAACUGCAUCCAGCUGGCAGCCUGCGAGGCCAGCGAGCUGCUGCCCAUGAACCCUGACCUCCCCGCUGACCUAUUCACUUCCUGCCUCACCACGCCCAUCAAGAUUGCGCUACGAUGGUUUUGUAUGCAGAAGAGUGCCAAAUUGGUGCCAGGGGUGACGUUGGACCUCAUUGAGAAGAUCCCUGGCAGGCUCAAUGACAGACGCACUCCCCUUGGAGAGCUUAACUGGAUCUUCACAGCCAUCACCGACACAAUCGCCUGGAAUGUUCUGCCUAGAGAUUUGUUCCAGAAGUUGUUUCGUCAGGACCUGUUGGUGGCCAGCUUGUUCCGAAAUUUCCUGUUAGCAGAGAGGAUAAUGAGGUCAUACAACUGCACGCCGGUCAGCAGUCCGCGCCUGCCCCCUACAUACAUGCACGCCAUGUGGCAAGCGUGGGACCUGGCUGUGGAUAUCUGCCUCUCUCAGCUGCCCACCAUCAUCGAGGAGGGCACCGCCUUCAGACACAGUCCUUUCUUUGCGGAGCAGCUGACAGCCUUUCAGGUGUGGUUGACGAUGGGUGUCGAGAACAGAAACCCUCCUGAGCAGCUCCCAAUUGUUCUGCAGGUCCUCCUCAGUCAGGUGCAUCGGCUGCGGGCUCUGGACCUGCUAGGACGGUUUCUGGACCUGGGACCCUGGGCUGUCAGUCUGGUGCGUUCAGCUCCACAAGCAACUGAAUCUCUCUCACAUUCACUAUUUUCCAUCCACAUCCUCCUUCUCUUGCCCUCCUCUUUCCACCAGGAGGCCUGUCUGCAGGGCAAUCUGAUAGCCAACUGCCUGGAGCAGCUGUCAGACCCCCAUCCCUUGCUCCGUCAGUGGGUGGCCAUUUGUCUUGGCCGCAUCUGGCAGAACUUCGACCCGGCGCGCUGGUGUGGUGUCCGAGACAGCGCCCACGAGAAGCUCUACACCCUGUUGUCAGAUCCCAUCCCUGAGGUGAGAUGCGCAGCCGUCUUUGCUCUGGGGACGUUUGUGGGAAACUCUGCUGAGAGGACAGAUCACUCAACCACCAUUGAUCACAACGUGGCCAUGAUGCUGGCCCAACUCAUCAAUGAUGGCAGCCCUGUGGUCCGCAAGGAGCUGGUUGUAGCACUGAGUCACCUGGUUGUCCAGUAUGAAAGCAACUUCUGUACAGUCGCCCUCCAGUUUAUAGAGGAAGAGAAGAACUACACAGUGCCAUCACCAGCUAACACCGCAGAGCCUGGUAACCUGACUCCAGUGAGGGACAGCCCGGCCAUCCCACGGCUGAGAUCGGUCAACUCUUAUACCAACAUCCGAGCUGCUACCACUGCCCGCAACCUGAACAAGAGCCUGCAGAACCUCAACCUCAAUGAAGAGGGUGGACCAGCAGCUUUCUCUCCUGGUAACCUGAGCACCAGCAGCAGCGCCAGCAGCACCCUAGGGAGCCCCGACAAUGAUGAGUACAUCCUGUCCUUUGAGACCAUCGACAAAAUGCGACGGGUGUCCUCCUAUUCUUCCCUCAACUCUCUCAUAGGUGUGUCCUUCAACAGCGUUUACACUCAGAUCUGGAGAGUGCUGCUACAUCUCGCCGCAGAUCCGUUUCCUGAGGUGUCGGACCUGGCCAUGAAGGUCCUCAACAGCAUAGCAUACAAGGCGACGAUGAACGCUCGACCCCAGAGGAUCCUGGACUCUGGCUCUCUCACCCAGUCGGCUCCAGCCAGUCCUACCAGCAAGGGCACGCACAUUCAUCAAGCCAGUGGGUCUCCUCCCAUGCCCAGCACCAGCAGCUCCAGUUUGACCAACGAGGUGCCCAAACCCCCCGCAAGAGAUCAGCCAGCCACACGGCCCCCCUACACCCCGACACUGGGAGGACAAGCACCCCACUCCCACCAGUUUCCCCGCACUCGCAAGAUGUUUGACAAGGGACCAGAGCAGGCAGCUGAGGACGGUGACGAGCCGGGUGGUCACAGGAACUACAUCAGUGCUGCCCUCCAGACGGGCCUGUGUGAUUGGAGUGCAAAGUAUUUUGCUCAGCCUGUCAUGAAGAUCCCAGAGGAGCACGACCUGGAGAGCCAGGUGAGGAUGGAGCGACAGUGGAGGUUCCUGAGAAAUGCUCGUGUGAGGAAGCAGAGCCGAAUUAUCACGCAAAGAGGUGUCUCCCGUCUGGAUGAUCAAAUAUUCAUCAACCGUAACCCUGGAGUGCCGUCUGUCGUGAAGUUCCACCCCUUCAACACCUGCAUCGCUGUGGCCGACAAGGACAGCAUCUGUUUUUGGGACUGGGAGAAGGGCGAGAGGCUCGACUACUUCUACAACGGAAACCCUCGUUACACUCGCAUCACAGCCAUGGAGUACCUGAACGGACAUGACUGUUCGUUACUGCUCACUGCAACAGAUGAUGGAGCGUUACGCAUCUGGAAGAACUUUGCCGACCAGAAGAACCCAGAGAUGGUGACAGCUUGGCAGGGUCUUUCUGACAUGCUGCCCACUACCCGAGGUGCAGGUAUGGUUGUGGACUGGGAGCAGGAGACAGGCCUCCUCAUGACGUCUGGAGACGUGCGAGUCAUCAGGAUCUGGGACACCGACCGGGAGAUGAAGGUCCAGGACAUCCCAACCGGAGCAGACAGCUGUGUGACCAGCCUGUCCUGUGAUUCCAAGCGUUCACUAAUCGUUGCCGGUCUGGGUGACGGAUCUGUCCGUGUGUUCGACAGGAGGAUGGGUCCUAAUGAAUGUCGGGUGAUGACCUACAGGGAGCACGGAGCCUGGGUGGUUAAGGCUCAUAUACAGAAGGAGACAGAUGGGCAGAUUAUCAGUGUCAGUGUCAACGGAGACGUUCGAUUCUUCGAACCCCGGACACCAGACUCCAUCAACAUGCUGCAGACGGUGAAGGGGUUAACAGCUCUGGACAUCCACCCACAGGCCAACCUGUUCGCCUGUGGAUCGAUGAACCAGUUCAUCGCUGUCUACAACGCUAACGGCGACGUGAUCAGCAACAUUAAAUACUAUGACGGCUUCAUGGGACAAAGGAUCGGGGCCAUCAGCUGUUUAGCCUUCCAUCCUAACUGGCCGCACUUGGCCGUAGGCAGCAACGACUACUACAUGUCCAUCUACUCAGCAGAGAAGAGACUCAGAUAACACACCAGCAUUCAUCGCACCCCUCCCUCCCCACCAAAACCACCACAUAUGACUUCUGACCCCGAGCCUCCAGCUCUGGAUGUAAAUGACUUUUUUGUCGUUGUACAUAUGCAAUUACCACCCUGAAUGUUCUAGUGAUGGCUGCUGACAAAAACUGCUACGACUAUAUAUAUUAUUAUUAUUAUUAUCAUUGUUUAAUCACAUUCUUAUAAUUAAGCUAAUGAUUGUAGACCUGGCUGUGCAGAGGAGUGCAUAUAUUUAAAUAGCAUAUACAGAAGAAGAGAGGAUCUAUUUUAAAGAAGUGGUACCCGGCGAUCACCAGGGCUCCUCGUCGCCGCACAGCAAGCAUCAUUCCUGAACGAGCUGUGACCCCACAUCAGAUAUGGCGAGGGAGGGGUCUCCCAGAGGACGACACGGUUAAAACACAUUCACUGGUGCAGGAAACACGGACUGCGGGUCACUGCUGGACCCUGGUGUGUUUAUACAUUUAUUUUAAUGGCUGACUCUCAGCCAAACUACGCAGAGGUUUGCUGUAUUGCUGCACUGCCAGCUGGACAUUUGUAAGGACACAGAGAUGUUGGACUGCACUCAUUCUAUCCUGACACAUGGACCAGGAAGACAUGAUGAGUGUGUGUUUGUAGAUUGUGUGUGUGUGUGUGUGUGUGUGUGUGUGUGUUAAUAUGAAUUAUAGCACAGAUGUGCCCCACAGUGGGCCUUGGGCUUGAUGCCCAAACAAGACGCCUGCUCCCAUGCUCUCCCUCUCCCUCUGGCUUCCCUGACCCCAGCGUGCCAAACAUCAUAUUUUCCUUAUUAUGGCUCAGAUGGGUGUUUUUGUUGCUUUAUUUGUUUUGUUUUUUAAAUUAUCACCUUUAAUAAGGGAAAACCUUGAUUGCCUCGAGGACGAUACAUAACCUCAUGUCUAGCACAGAGAGAGGAGGUCUAGAUACAAAGCACCCAGUCAUACAGGGAGCCUGCGGUUACCUACCUGCUCUGCAAAGCAAUAAAACAUAAACCUUCCUGCGAUUUAGCCUCAAGCCAAUAGACACAUCAGCCAUUAGCCUCAGUCUGAAGGUGACAGCAGCGUAGCUUGCAACAGUCAAAACACUGACCUGCAGGGCCCCAUGGUGCCACACUACAGCAAUACAAACCUCCCAUCUCCAUUCACAAUCAUGUAAUCAUUCUGAGAUUCUUUUAUAUACUGGGGUACAUUUCACCCCAUCAACUCAACACAUCAGUUACAGCCAAAAUAUCAAUGAAAUUGAUUUUCCUGUGAUUGUCUAAAGUUUCUGCUCAUCACUACGUCCACCACCACACAAUGUGGAAUCAAACAAUAAUGAAAGAAUCUCUGCAAAAUCUCCCAGCCGACAGGCACACUGCUCCCAAAAGCUCAUUGCGUCUCUAUUCUGGCUGUUGUGUGCUGGUCGGCUGGAAACGUGGAUAGAAAUUGACCCUAGUUGCUUGUUGCUUGUCUAACCACAUGAAGGGUCGGCUUAUUACUAGUGAAGACGCAGCCCUCGAAGCAUGCAGCACUGUAGGUUUAUAGAACUUGUAGUCGCACCAAGAAUCACCUGCCGCCUCAUGGUCUGGACUGUUUUUCAAUCUUCUGUGAGACUUUUUCCAACUUUGAGUUUCUGUUUUGAUUUCAUGACCAGACUUGUUUGUUGUUGCUUUGAUUUUCCUGUUGGAGGCAUGAUAUGUGUAUGCUGUUGAAGGGGGUGGAGUCACAGCUGCCCAUCUUUCCUAAACUCUCUAUACCUGUAAAGAAUCCUUUCUCUCAUUUUUUUUUUUUAGGUUUUUUUGGGCAGUAUCUCCAUCUUCUCUUCUCUGGGCCUCAAGCUUUGCUUAUUUAGCAUUUUUUAACCCUUUUCUCUUUCCGUUUUGAAAUUGUAUGUUUUUAAUUCUGCUGGCAUUUCGUUUGUCAUGGCCUCAGUAAAGUGGCAGGAAGAAAAGAGUGGGGACAGCCUUACCCUCACGCAGACACACACACAAACGCACACACACACUAUCCUGCCAUGCACCCUUCCAUUCACAACAUGACCCCAACACUCCCCCUCUCCUCCCUUUCCUGCCACACCCACCUCUCCCACUCAGUUUCCCAUCAGACAUCCCAAGCUUAGCUUUUUCCCAACAGAAGGAGUGGACUUGUGAACUGGGAACACACAGUCUGUAACCGGUUGCAGUCGAAGUCACCACCGUCACUGAGCUUCCUUAGCCGGCCUCAGCUGCUGCACCGGCUCAGCCAACAUAGUCAAGGCCUUUGCUCAGACACACAUUCAUCUCCAAGCAUCCUGCUUUGAGUUUUAAGAUUUUAGACCUGGAGAAAAAAGAAGAGACUUUAACAAAUUAGUAAGAAAGGAACACUGAAACUUUUGACUGCUUUUCUGACUGUGGUUUAAAGGACAGGAGAUGAAAUCAGUGAAAUAAACCAAAUACAGCACCGGA
Molecule: messenger RNA, 6746 nt
Organism: Hippoglossus stenolepis (Pacific halibut)
Lineage: Eukaryota; Metazoa; Chordata; Actinopteri; Pleuronectiformes; Pleuronectidae
Gene: rptor
Product: regulatory associated protein of MTOR, complex 1
Biological process (GO): TORC1 signaling; cellular response to amino acid stimulus; regulation of autophagy
Cellular component (GO): TORC1 complex; cytoplasm
Molecular function (GO): protein-macromolecule adaptor activity; protein binding
Source: RefSeq, a predicted model, not a curated record